AUGAAUUCGGGACGCCAGCCCCGGACACCCUUCAGCAUCGCGGACAUCCUGGGCCCACGCGUGGCCCCCAGAUCACCUUCUGCGCCGCAGCUCCCAGCGCCGGGCCCCGACCCUGCAUCGCCGCUGUGCGCGCUGGAGGAGCUGACCAGUAAAACCUUCCGCGGACUGGACGGGCGCGGGCCCCCGCGACCCUCUGAAGGCCAGGCCGCCCGAGACCCGCUGGACCCUGGUUCUACGGCCCGCAGAAGGCGCAAGACACGCACUGCGUUCACUGCACAGCAGGUGCUGGAGCUGGAGCGGCGAUUCUUUUUCCAAAAGUACUUGGCACCUUCAGAACGUGACGGACUGGCUGCUCGACUCGGCCUGGCCAACGCGCAGGUUGUCACUUGGUUCCAAAACCGCCGUGCCAAGUUCAAGCGUGACGUGGAGGAGAUGCGUGCCGAUGUGGCCUCGCUCCACGCCUUGCCACCUGGAGUUCUGUGCCGUCUAGCGCUGCCCAGUGGUGUGCCGAGCCCUGGCCCCCGCCCCAAUGGAACCGACUCCGGGGCCCACUUAUCAGACGAAGAGAUACAGGUAGAUGACUGA
Octodon degus (degu) is the source of this 585-nucleotide messenger RNA. It is a transcript of the gene Lbx2, whose product is annotated as ladybird homeobox 2. NCBI's taxonomy places the organism in Eukaryota, Metazoa, Chordata, Mammalia, Rodentia, Octodontidae. The transcript has 2 exons. The record is from RefSeq and is a predicted model, not a curated record. Gene Ontology annotation, molecular function: DNA binding. The coding region runs from base 1 to 585 and encodes 194 amino acids.